Molecule: messenger RNA, 1545 nt
Organism: Triticum turgidum subsp. durum (durum wheat)
Lineage: Eukaryota; Viridiplantae; Streptophyta; Magnoliopsida; Poales; Poaceae
Source: the annotation of a GenBank genome assembly
AUGAAUUGCCAACAUAAAUACACUAUUGUGAGCUAUAGUACUUACUAUAAUAUUGAUGCAUCUUCUUGUUGCACUGUAAUGUUCCAGGGUACUAUGAUACAUGGCAAGGUAAUGAAGCAUAUGGUUAACAAGUUCAGACCAUUGAUCCAAGAAGGUUUAGUCUGCAUGAUAGCAAAUUUUAAGGUUAUGUCUGCAAUGAAUUUCCGUCCAGUUGAAAGUGAAAAGGUUCUAAAUUUCUUGCACACGACAAAAAUUCAAGAGAUAAAAGAUGUCAUUAGCAUAGCAAGUUACAUAGGACAUAUUGAAGAAACACAGACAACCCACGGGAUUUCAAAGAUUCGAGAUAUUGUGCUUCAGAUUGAGGAUCAAAAAAUUAGUAUUAGACUAUGGGGUAAUAAGGUUGGUCAAAUUGAUGAAGAUUCUUUGGGGCGUGUGGUCAUAGUAACAUCAACUACUGUUAGAAAACUGAAAGAGUACUCGCUGUCAUCUACAGGUGCGACCAGAGUUUAUAUCGAUUUGGAUAUCCCUGAAACAAAUGAGCUUCAAACGAGAUAUGGUGGAACUGGAAAGACAUUUCUGUGGAAAGCAAUCACGACAAAAUUAAGAUCUGAAGGAAAAAUAGUUAUAGCAGUUGCUUCAAGUGAUAUAGCAGCACUUCUUUUACAGGGUGGAAGAACAGCUCAUUCAAGAUUUCACAUUCCGCUCAAGAUCACUAACGAGUCCACAUGCAACAUCAAGCAAGGAACAUUUCUUGCGGAGCUAAUAAAGAAAACGUCACUAAUAAUAUGGGAUGAACCACCUAUGACACACAAGCACUGUUUUGAGGCACUAGAUAAGAGUUUGGGAGACAUACUUCGAUUCACAUAUGAGGACGCAGAGCAUAGACCAUUUGGAGGAAUGACAGUAGUAUUGGGAGGUGACUUCAGGCAAAUCCUACCAGUUAUACCGAAGGGGAAAAGAGAACAUAUAAUUUCUGCAUCAAUAAAGAGUUCCUACCUAUGGAAGAACUUUGAGGAGUAUCGACUCAAAGAAAAUAUGCGUCUGAAUUCAUCCGAAGGUAGUCCAGAAGAGAAAGCAAAAACAGCUGAAUUCGCAAACUGGAAACUAAACAUAGGCGAUGGCACAACGUCAACAAUAGAUGAAGUGGAUUGGGUUAGCAUCCUAGAGGACCUUAUUUUACAUAAAGGGGAUGACCCGGAAGCAUCUAUUGUUAACACCACCUAUCCUGACUUACACAGAAAAUACACUGAUAGAACAUACCUAGAGGAAAGAGCGAUCUUGUGCCCAAGAAACGAGACUACUGACCAGAUUACUGCCUACAUCAUGAGUCAAAUCCGUGGAGAAGAGGUAACCUAUUUCAGUUCAGAUACAACAUGCAAGGCAAUGUCUACGGUGGAAGAUGAAGAUAUGUUGUACCCAACUGAGUUUCUGAAUAGUACAUUUUCUGGAAUACCAGACCAUGAACUGAGGCUGAAAGUAGGAUUACCAAUAAUGCUUAUGAGGAACAUCAAUCAAAGUGCAGGACUUUGCAAUGGACAAGACUAA